AUGAAUGCUUUUGUGCAAGUUAUCAGUUUCGACAAGAUCGGGUUCAGGGUUUUCCACACCCGCUUCGGCAAUCUCCGACAAGUCACGGCUUUCGCUCUGCGCCCGAAAUUCCAGCCUCAACAGCCUUCCAUAAUGUCAGCUUCUUCCAGUACACGUCUUCUCAGACUUGCUUUACCUCUGGUACAAACGCACGGCUUCACACGAGAAGCACUUGCACAUUCCGUGCUUUAUCUACCCCCGAAUGAAGCCCACGGCGAGCCGCUAUCAGAUACCGCCGUAUCGGCCUUGUUUGGACACGGAGAUGCUGCUCGGAGGGCAUUGAUCGACGCGUGGCUGGAGGAUGGCUUGGUGCAUAUGAGGACAGUUAGGAAAGUAGAACGGGACGGGAAACUCGCGACAGAUGGCGCGUCAGGUUCUGCUCCAACGGAGGGUUCAGGAAGAAGUCCGACUCUGAGAGAAGUCUUACGGGCGCGUCUGGAAUAUAACGAACCUGUGGUUUCUCUCCUUCCGGAGGCAUUUGCCCUCCUUGUCACCCCAUCCUCAGGAAUACAUCUUCUAGACCCAUUACCAGCGUUUAAACACGCAGCCACUAUUGCUGAUGAAGCAUGCUCGGUCACUGGAGAUCGAUCACUUCAGCUCGAAUGGUAUGCUCGUCGAGCAUCUCUGGCUACCGUUUAUGUUGCUGCAGAACUUCACCAACUAACGUCACCAACGACCGCAUAUGCAUUCCUCGACUCCCUCCUCGAGACCUCAUCAAACCUGAAAUCUUCGUUAAACGAAGUCGAACUCUACUCAUCAUACGUGUUCAAAAGCUGGCGUGGCAUCAUCAAGAGCUCAGGCAUCUUCUCUUAG
Molecule: messenger RNA, 852 nt
Organism: Cyclocybe aegerita
Lineage: Eukaryota; Fungi; Basidiomycota; Agaricomycetes; Agaricales; Hemipholiotaceae
Source: the annotation of a GenBank genome assembly